Messenger RNA from Clupea harengus (Atlantic herring), 2991 nucleotides. RefSeq names its product nucleophosmin 1b (gene npm1b). NCBI's taxonomy places the organism in Eukaryota, Metazoa, Chordata, Actinopteri, Clupeiformes, Clupeidae. Gene Ontology annotation, cellular component: nucleoplasm; cytoplasm; ribonucleoprotein complex. The record is from RefSeq and is a predicted model, not a curated record. Gene Ontology annotation, molecular function: RNA binding; chromatin binding; histone binding. Gene Ontology annotation, biological process: positive regulation of transcription by RNA polymerase II; ribosomal small subunit biogenesis; regulation of centrosome duplication.
ACAGCCGUCAGUCAGACCCCGGAACAACAAUUCAAGAGCGAUAGUGGCGCAAAAAUGGCUGAAGAUAGUAUUCCCGACCUUAACCGACCCCAGAUGUAUUUAUUUGGUUGUUCGCUCAAGGCAGAUAAAAAAGAAUACAAAGUCGAAGUGGACGAUGAUGAAGCUGAACACCAGCUGUCACUCAAAGCGGUGUGUCUGGGUGCAGAGGCGGAGGAUAAGUUUCAUACCGUGGAGAUCGAGGGAAUGACGUAUGAAGGGAAGUCCACAAAGUUGCCCCUAGUGGUACUUAAACCCUCUGUGUUACCAUCGGUGAGUUUGGGGGGGUUCAAGGUCACCCCUCCCGUCUGCUUCCGGCUCCAGUCAGGAAGCGGCCCAGUCUACAUCAGUGGCCAGCAUUUUGUCAGUGUGAAGGACUCUGACGAUGAAGAGGAGGAGAACAACACAUCACCAGUGAAGAGGCCCUCCAACAUGAUGUCAGGAAAAGCUCCUCCAAAGAAAAAGCUGAAAGUUGAUUCUGACGAGGACGAAGACAGUGAAGAUGACGAGGAUGACAGCGAGGAUGAGGAUGACGAAGAUGAUGAUGAUGAUGAAAAGCCGGCCAUCAAGAUGAGUUCAAUAAAAUCACCUAAGAAGGCGCUGGGAGGAGGGAGAGAUAAGACGGGGCCCAGCACGUCCUCCAAGGGUCCCAGCCUGGCUGACGUCAAGGGCAAGCUGACAGCCGCCGUCAAGGAGGGCAAACCACUUCCAAAGACGGAGCAGAAGUUUGAGAAUUUCGCUAAAAGUUCCUUCAAGAUCACAGAUAAGCAAGUGGUGAAAGACCUCUGGAAGUUCUUACAAACGCUGAAACCGGAUAAAAAAUAAUGAUCCACUGCGCCGCUGUUGCCCUGUUAUUUACUGUACCUGUCCCCUGCGCCAUUCUUUGUCCCUCUCCGCUCUCUGAAGACCUGGAUGGAGGUGUGUGUGUGUGUGUGUGUGUCCUUACCAAGCACUGUGCAAUGUGCUCACACACCACGGCCUCUGGCUCUCUCUAGUCCGAUACCUUCCAGUGUACCUGUGUUUUGAGCUCUUGAAUAUGAAAAGGAACCAGCGAGGUCUCUGGAUUACUGCUGUUACGUGGACAGUCUCAAGCCAGUCACUAAGCAUCCUGUGUAGGCACUGUGUCAUUUAGAGGAAUUAUAAACGAUAAGAAGGCUAUCGCUACAGUAACCAAACUGUAAUAGUGGAAAUAACACUGCUUAUUUCCAAAAAAAUGUAAAACACAAAAAAAGUUAGUGUAACAGGCUUAAGAUUAGAUUACUUUAUUUUUUUUUCCUUAUUUAGUUUCUGCCACUGGAUUGGUUAGUUUUAAGUUGUGUAUAAUGUAAUGUUCCAGCUUUCAGGUAUAAUUUUAAUGUGCUGUUCUGGCAGCAAACUGAUACCAUAGACAAUUACUUCCUAUAACUGGCACGACUCCUUGCCCUUACCGCAGCAGAGUAGAAAAAAACACACUCAGUGGCAGUGUGAUGAUAUGAAGCUGAACAAACAUGACUGCCGAUUUGAUUCUUUGACAGUAAAAGUGUAUUGUCCUUCUAAAUCUAUUUGUCAGUCUUCAAAGCAGUCAUUGCGACACUGGACAUCUACUGUGCAGAACAUCCACUGUGAGUGUGUUUAGUGUCAAUAGGCUUUUUGUUCUCUGAAUGGACAGAUACUAUUGUCUCUGGUAAUUGGCAGUUAAUUAGGCACAGCCUUUGUAGUUACCAAAACAAAUCCAGAAUUGUCCUUUGACAUUGCAUCUCAGUCUCAAGUUUUGUUCUUAGGCACUUGCAGAUGCUUCAGCCAUAUCCAUGUCCUGCUAUGGUUGGCAUAUCAGUGGCUGCAGUAAGUUUUCCCGUCUCAAUACUCUGUACAUACCUGUGGAAAAGCUUUGGCAAUGGCAGCUUUGGGAAGGCUAGUUGUGAGGUCCAAGACUCCGUACCUAAGGGUUCCGUCUCCCGGCAAAGAUUCCGUCUGCCUCUGAGGACUCUGUUUGUGCCAAGGGUUCCGUCUGGCCCUGCUUAUUCCGUCUGACUUCACUUCCAGCACAUUCCCCAUCCCCUCCGGCUCACCCCAGCAGAGCUGCAAGGCAAGGAGGGGAUGCACAACAAUGAGCAGCUGGAGCCCCUUUAAUGCUUCCACCAGAGGAUGGCACGUGGCCAUGGAGCGCUGACAUUGGGAAAGACCCCACUCAUAAUUCACAUCGAACGAAAAGGACAGUGCUGAAACUAAGCUGAGGGAGCAGAGUUGAAAAGAAGAAGAAAAAAAAAAACCUCAUCUGUUUCGGCCAUGUACGACAGUUUGUUUUAAUGUGAAAUUCUGGCCUCUUGGAAGAUCUUGUGUUUUUUUUUUUUGUUUGUUUGUUUUUUUCCCUCAUUUGCUUGCAAUAUGUCACCCUCUGUGUUGCUUUGUUUACAGCGCCAGUAAUGUAGAAAGAGUAUCAAUGCCUGGAACCAAUAUCAGAAAAGCUGAGUAUUUGUUAUGGUAAAGGGACGGUAAAAUGCUAUGUGCUUGUCAUUUGUUUUUCUUUAAUGGUUUUUGACUUCUUUUGACUUCUUUUACUCUGUUAAGAAUCAGUCUGGGAAACUUUGAUUUUGGAUUAAUGAUCGACUGAAUCAAUCUGGUUUAGAUAUAGGCUACCUAACAGUAGGUAUAUAGUAUGAUGAUGUCAAGGUAGUCUUUUCCCUGAUAUAUCGUUCAAGGGGUAAAUGUGAUUUAGAUUAACCUGAGCCUUGCUAAUUUAAUUCAGGGCAAGUUGAAGACACUCCAGCCCUUCUGGAAAUGUCAAAGCCAUCACAGUGUCAGUUGUCUGUAAUUUUUUGUUUUAACUCGCAGGCUCAGAGUUCUUGAGUUCUCCUGGUUGGGGGGUGGGGGGGAAGGGUGUGUGUUAUAAUGGUUGUCUUGUUAAUGCUUGGCUUGUUCCGCAAACAUUUUUACAAAUAGUUUCAGUGUACCAUAAAUAAAUGGUAAUGAUUCUGA